Asparagus officinalis (garden asparagus) is the source of this 396-nucleotide messenger RNA. RefSeq names its product glycine-rich cell wall structural protein 1.0-like. The record is from RefSeq and is a predicted model, not a curated record. The transcript has 2 exons. Lineage: Eukaryota; Viridiplantae; Streptophyta; Magnoliopsida; Asparagales; Asparagaceae. The coding region runs from base 1 to 396 and encodes 131 amino acids.
AUGUCCGGGAAGGAGGCUGAUCUUCUGUGGGUUCAGAAGGCGAAUCAGAAGACGGUGCCCAGUGCGGAACAGUUCCUGGUGGCAUCGGUACGGGGUGGUGACGAUGGCGCUGGAGGUGAAGGUGAAGGUGAAGGAGGUGAGGGUGGUGAUGGUUUUGGAAACCGUGAAGGCAUAGGUGGAGAUUGUGAUGGCUUCAAUGUCGACCCUGAAGGUGGAGGCGACGGCGGUAGUGGUUUUGAAGACGGAGAUGGUGACUUUGGUGAGGAUGGGAAAGAAGGGGAGCGACCACGAGAUGGCGGCAUCGGUACUGGUGAUGGAGAUGUCCUCGGUGAAGGAGCUGCUGACGGGGGUGGCGACCGUGGCGAUGGUGUUGGGGAUAGGGGUGGCAAAUUUUGA